AUGUCGGAUUUACGUAAAUCUCUGCUGAGUCGUCGAAAUAAACGUACAGGCCCGACAUCUGGUUCAAGUCAAAAUUUUCUUCCUACAAAAUGGGAUAAAUACUUUGAUAAAGAAUUUACUAUUGCCUUGGAUCAAGGAAAGUUUAAUUUAUACUCAAAAGGCGAUAAAGGACCUGUUAUACUAUGUUUACAUGGAGGUGGAUAUUCAGGCCUUACAUGGGCUUUAUUUGCCGCUGAUAUAUUUGAAGCAAUAGAUUGCCAAAUAGUGGCCUUGGAUUUGAGAGGACAUGGUAAAACAUUUACAAACAAUGAUGGAGAUCUAUCUUUGGAAACCUUGGCAAAAGAUGUGGUGGAUGUAGCCAAUAAACUAUCGGAGGAGAUUGAUGAGUCUAUAGUAUUGGUUGGACACAGCAUGGGAGGAGCUGUGGCUGUAGAAGCAUCAAAAAUAAUAAAGAAUAUAGCAGGGCUAUGUGUUAUAGAUGUUGUGGAAGGUACAGCCCUGGAUGCGCUUUCUUCAAUGCAGAGCAUAUUAAGAGGAAGGCCUGCAAAUUUCAAGAGCCUGCAGCAUGCUAUACAAUGGUGUUUCAAAGGGGGUCAAACUCAUAACAUAGAGGCCGCAAAGGUGUCGAUGCCCGGACAAAUUGUCAACAUUAAAAUCGGCACAAUCGCCGCGGAUGAGUGCGAUGCGGAGUCGGAGGUCGAGGUUUUGACUAAUAAAACCGCCAGGGAGGUUAUAGCUUCGGCUUACACGCUCUCGGAGGUCGCUGAGGAGGAUUCGGGUGGUAGCGAGGCUUGUACCGAUUGCGGUAAGCCUCCCUUACCGAAAUCGCUAAAAACGGACGGUUUCGCACCACCGGCUAAUAACGACGAUGCGCCCAAGUACACCUGGCGGAUAAACUUGAGCAAAACCGAGAACUUUUGGAGUGGCUGGUUUAAAGGGCUCUCCCAAAAGUUUUUGGAUUUGCGCGUGCCGAAAAUCUUGCUUUUGGCGAACAUACACGGGCUCGAUACGGCUCUGACUGUGGGUCAAAUGCAAGGCAAAUUUCAGCUGCAGGUGUUGUCAAAGUCUGGACAUGCUAUACACGAGGAUCAGCCGCAGCAUGUGUCGGAAAUAAUAAGCGAGUAUUUGGUUAAGCAAAGGCUUGCCACUCUUAAAGAUGGCUACUCCAACCCCCCCAUGCCUUGCUCCUAA
Brassicogethes aeneus is the source of this 1191-nucleotide messenger RNA. The record is from the annotation of a GenBank genome assembly. Lineage: Eukaryota; Metazoa; Arthropoda; Insecta; Coleoptera; Nitidulidae.